Molecule: messenger RNA, 741 nt
Organism: Verticillium alfalfae VaMs.102
Lineage: Eukaryota; Fungi; Ascomycota; Sordariomycetes; Glomerellales; Plectosphaerellaceae
Product: thymine dioxygenase
Exons: 4
Coding region: 1-741 (246 amino acids)
Molecular function (GO): dioxygenase activity
Source: RefSeq, a predicted model, not a curated record
AUGGCCACAGCAGUGAGCGGAGAGGGUCUCGUCAUCCCCCUCAUCGACUUCUCGGCCUUUCUCCAUGGCGACGCCGCCCAGCGUCAGGCCACGGCCCGCGAGAUCCUCCACGGCUUCCAGACGGCCGGCUUCAUCUACCUCAAGAACCACCCGAUCGACGAGGCGACGCUGGAGCGGGGCCUUUGCCGCCUCGGCCGCCUUCUUCGCGCAGUCCGACGAGGCCAAGCUCGCGCUCGGCUGGACGACGCCCGAGGCCAACAGGGGCUACUCGGCGCCGGGCCGCGAAAAGGUCAGCCAGCUCACCGACGUCAGCGCCGUGUCGGCCGUGCGGCAGGCGGCGCCGGACCUGAAGGAGUGCGCGCCGGCGAGCACAGCGACUACGGCUCCAUCACGCUGCUGUUCCAGGACGCGCGCGGCGGCCUGCAGGUGCGCGGGCCCGGCGGCCGCUUCGUCGACGCGACGCCCAUCCCCGGCACCGUCGUCGUCAACGCCGGCGACCUGCUGGCGCGCUGGAGCAACGACACCAUCCGCAGCACCGUCCACCGCGUCGUCGAGCCGCCCGGCGGCGGCGCCGACGGGGACGUGUACCCGCCGCGGUACAGCAUUGCGUACUUUUGCAACCCGAAUUACAAGGACUACAUCGAGGCGCUGCCGGGGACGUACGCGUCCGAGGCGGAGAAGAAGUAUGAGGGCAUCAACAGCGGGGAGUAUCUGGUGCAGAGGCUGACGGCUACGUAUUGA